GGGAACACCUUUGUUUGAGAAAAUGCCUUUUUAUGAUGCUGGGGAACAAAGAGAUACAGCCUAGGCAGGAGUGACACUUCAGAACCAGCAAGGCCACAAAAGUAGAUAACCACCUGACUAAUAAGUCACAGGGUUUGGGGGGGUGGUCUCUGAGAGGUAGACAGGCAGAAGUGAGAGAAGACAGAGAGGCAGGAAGUGAGGGAAGAACUGGAGGAAAUCCCCACCCGUGACAGUAGAACUCUUCGGGCCACAUGCGGCAGCUGGCGUAGUUUGAGGGACUGUACGGUGAACAGGAAUUCCGAUGUUCCUUUCUGUACACCCAGGACCACAUCCUCGGUAAAACUGACUCUGUCCACAUCUGCAGCUUGGGAGUUGGUGGAAAGAACUUCAUUUCACACCUAGGUUUAUGGGGUACAGAGUACACCCCACCUCUUCAGAGGAAGAGACUAGCAGAUUAGGACAUGGGAAACCCUGAAGCAGGACUUGGGGUUCCCAGUGAUCCUGCUGUCUCUGAGCUGACACUGGGGACCUGACUGGGGAUCCCAAGUCUCCGGGUCUCAGGCUAGACUUCUUUGGGCAGCCACUGUUAGGCUGUCCUGGGAGGUUCCAGCUCAGUGCCCAGCAUCACCCCCUUACUGGCCUGGCCCCCCUGUCAGGUGAGCAGGCACGUGAGCACUGCCCUCUGUACCUCCCACCCCCAGACACGCAUAAUGCCAUCAGCAGGCUCCCCAUCAGCCUGAGCAGCUCGCUCCUGAGGACCGCAGUGUGCGGGAGGCAGUGUAGCCAGGCUGGGGGCACCAUCACAGAGAGUGAGGCCAGUGAGUCCGGCAGGGGACAAGAGACCGAGAGAGUCACGGAGGAGCAAGAACGGCAGACCUGACGCCAAGGAGACGAGACAUGGAGCCAGGGCUGUGUUGCAGGGCUUACCUCCUGGCUGGCAGGCUUUGGACCGCCAUCAGCAAGGCGCUGUUUGCUGAGUUCCUGGCCACAGGGCUAUACGUGUUCUUUGGUGUGGGCUCGGUCCUGCCCUGGCCUGUGGCCCUUCCCUCUGUGCUGCAGAUCGCCAUCACCUUCAACCUGGCCACGGCCACAGCUGUGCAGGUCUCCUGGAAGACCAGCGGGGCCCACGCCAACCCCGCUGUGACACUGGCUUACCUCGUGGGAUCUCAUAUCUCUCUGCCUCGGGCUAUGGCCUAUAUAGCCGCCCAGCUGGCGGGGGCCACCGUCGGGGCCGCUCUUCUUUACGGGGUAACUCCAGGAGGUGUCCGAGAGACCCUUGGAGUCAACGUGGUCCACAACAGCACGUCAACCGGCCAGGCGGUGGCCGUGGAGUUGAUUCUGACACUGCAGCUGGUGCUCUGUGUCUUCGCUUCCACGGACAGUCGGCAGACCUUGGGCUCCCCAGCUGCCAUGAUUGGGACCUCUGUGGCACUGGGCCACCUCAUUGGGAUCUACUUCACUGGCUGUUCCAUGAACCCAGCUCGCUCCUUCGGUCCUGCCGUCAUUGUUGGGAAGUUCGCGGUCCACUGGAUCUUCUGGGUGGGACCCCUCACAGGGGCUGUCCUGGCUUCGCUGAUCUACAACUUUAUCCUGUUCCCUGACACCAAGACGGUAGCCCAGAGACUGGCCAUCCUCGUGGGCACCACCAAGGUGGAGAAAGUGGUGGAUGUGGAACCCCAGAAGAAAGAAUCCCAAACGAACUCAGAGGACACAGAAGUGAGCGUGUGACACUGCACAGCCCCUGGUCCCUCGGGCUUCUGGGGCGGCUUGCCUUGUAUGACCUGGCUUGAGGUGUCCCUGGUGUUAGGGGGAACCGGGAGGCUUGGCCACUUGUUAUAACAGUAGGCACCAAUCUCUGUCCCCGACAAAAAUGUCGUUUCUUUUCCUCUCCUGGUUUUCUUUCCUGAGAUCCACCUCCCGGGCCAACCUCGUGUUCACAGUCUUCCUGCUUUGGCCUAUGAUAUAGCUGGGACUUAGGCACAGCACCGUGGCUGACUUCUACAUUAAUAGACAGAAAGAAUAUGGAAGUAAAUCCAUCCAGUUAGUUCUCCAAGGUCUUCCUUGCUUUUUCUUUUUCUUUCUUUCGGUGUUUAAAAUUUUCCAUACAAAGUAAUGCGUACAUUGCGUCCUUUUCAUUCAUACUUUGCUUUUGUUGACCUCUUCCUGGAUCCCCCCUCUUGGACACUUCCUGCCGGUCCCCUC
Molecule: messenger RNA, 2202 nt
Organism: Peromyscus californicus insignis
Lineage: Eukaryota; Metazoa; Chordata; Mammalia; Rodentia; Cricetidae
Gene: Aqp6
Product: aquaporin 6
Exons: 4
Coding region: 898-1728 (276 amino acids)
Biological process (GO): transmembrane transport
Cellular component (GO): plasma membrane; apical plasma membrane
Molecular function (GO): nitrate transmembrane transporter activity; water channel activity
Source: RefSeq, a predicted model, not a curated record